Budorcas taxicolor (takin) is the source of this 2983-nucleotide messenger RNA. It is a transcript of the gene LRCH1, whose product is annotated as leucine rich repeats and calponin homology domain containing 1. The record is from RefSeq and is a predicted model, not a curated record. NCBI's taxonomy places the organism in Eukaryota, Metazoa, Chordata, Mammalia, Artiodactyla, Bovidae. The coding region runs from base 1 to 2172 and encodes 723 amino acids. Gene Ontology annotation, molecular function: protein binding. The transcript is spliced from 19 exons.
AUGGCGACGCCGGGAAGCGAACCCCAGCCUUUCGUGCCUGCCCUGUCGGUGGCCACGCUGCACCCCCAUCAUCAUCCCCACCACCACCACCACGGAGGAGCCGGAGCUAGCGGCGGGGCCGCGGGAGGCGGCGGCGGCGGCGGGGGCUUCAACCUGCCCUUGAACCGGGGGCUGGAGCGCGCGCUGGAGGAAGCGGCCAACUCCGGGGGCUUGAACCUCAGUGCCAGGAAACUGAAGGAAUUUCCCAGGACCGCGGCCCCCGCCCAUGACCUCUCGGACACGGUGCAGGCAGAUUUAUCUAAAAACAGACUGGUUGAAGUUCCGAUGGAAUUGUGCCAUUUUGUAUCACUGGAAAUUCUUAAUCUGUACCAUAAUUGUAUCAGAGUCAUUCCGGAGGCCAUCAUUAAUCUACAGAUGCUGACUUACUUAAAUUUAAGUCGGAAUCAGCUGUCUGCUCUGCCGGCCUGCCUGUGUGGUCUCCCUCUCAAAGUCUUAAUCGCAAGUAACAACAAACUUGGAUCGCUGCCUGAAGAGAUAGGUCAGCUCAAACAGUUAAUGGAGUUGGACGUCAGCUGCAACGAGAUCACAGCCCUGCCUCAGCAGAUAGGGCAAUUGAAAUCCCUACGAGAACUGAAUGUCAGAAGAAAUUACCUUAAAGUUUUACCACAAGAACUAGUAGAUCUUCCCUUGGUAAAGUUUGACUUUUCCUGCAAUAAAGUGCUCGUGAUUCCCAUUUGUUUUAGAGAGAUGAAACAGCUGCAAGUAUUACUGCUUGAGAAUAACCCUUUGCAGUCUCCUCCAGCACAGAUUUGCACCAAGGGCAAAGUGCACAUAUUCAAGUAUCUGAGCAUCCAGGCAUGCCAGAUUAAGACAACAGACUCCCUUUAUCUCCACACCAUGGAAAGGCCACAUUUACACCAGCACGUGGAAGACGGCAAGAAGGAUUCUGAUUCGGGCGUUGGGAGUGAUAACGGAGACAAGCGAUUGUCUGCCACAGAGCCUUCUGAUGAAGACACGGUUAGCCUCAAUGUGCCAAUGUCAAACAUCAUGGAAGAAGAACAAAUCAAGGACGACUCCUGCCAUCGCCUUAGCCCAGUUCAAGGGGAAUUUCAUCAGGAAUUUCAACCAGCACCUUCACUUGUGAGUGACAAUGACAACUCAGGAGAAGACAGAGGCCAGUUUUCCCAUGGAACAGAUGUGCUCCAUUCGGAAUUUAUAAACUACAUGAAGGAAAAGACCGAGGCCUGUGAAGAACUGUUGCGGAUAGAAGAGGAUGCGCACUGGCCAUCCGAGGGGACAAUCAGUGCAUCCAAAGACCAGGACAUCGAUAUAGCAAUGAUUGAACAGCUGAGAGAAGCGGUGGAUUUACUGCAAGAUACCGAUAGAUUAAGCACAGAUAUUACAGAGAGAAGCAUUGUAAACUUUUACCCUGUGAACCCAGCAGAUGACUUGGAAUUGCAAGACUCAGCACUAAAUGGUCAAAUACAGUUGGAGAGGUCUCCAGAAUGUGAGGUACAAAAUGACCUAACAUUACAGAGUAAUGGGAGCGAGUAUUCUCCCAAUGAGAUGAGAGAGAACUCCCCCGCCAUCUCUCCGACCAACACCAGCACAGCUCUGUUUGGCCUGAAACCUCGAUCAGUGUUUCUAAGACCACAGAGAAAUUUGGAAUCUAUAGACCCACAGUUUACGAUUCGGAGGAAAAUGGAACAGAUGAGAGAAGAGAAAGAGCUGGUGGAACAGCUCCGAGAGAGCAUCGAGAUGAGACUCAAGGUCACCCUGCACGAAGACCUGGGGGCCGCCCUCAUGGAUGGUGUUGUCCUCUGCCAUUUGGUCAACCACAUCCGCCCACGAUCCGUCGCAAGCAUCCAUGUCCCCUCACCGGCAGUUCCUAAACUUAGCAUGGCCAAAUGCAGAAGAAACGUGGAGAACUUUUUGGAAGCAUGCCGAAAAUUAGGAGUACCAGAGGCUGACCUCUGCUCUCCGUAUGACAUCCUGCAGUUGGAUUUUCGUCACAUUCGAAAGACUGUUGACACUCUGCUGGCACUUGGGGAGAAACCCCCACAACCAACUUCUGCCCUCCGCUCCAGGGACCUUAUAAGCUUCUGUCUUGUCCAUAUUCUCUUUAUAGUGCUGAUCUAUAUCACUUACCGCUGGAAUGCUCUGCCUCCGUAACGCCUGCAUGUGCAUCCUUACGCUCUGGUCUGUGCCCUGCUCUGUGGCAGGGUCCUUCCUCCCUCUGAGCCUUGGCCUUGCAAACUUCCAUCCCUGUCAUCUCUUCAGUAAUCUCAAGUUUUGAAGCUGAACGUUUAUACAUCAGAUUUUCCAGAAGCACAAACUUUAUAGACUGCGGUUCGCAUUAAAUAAUUUCACUUGCUGAGAGACAGUGAGGACUCGGUGUACCCACAGCUCGUGUUUCCUUGUCCAUGUAGUGCCAGCAGCAGUGCUAUGCAGGGCCUCUUCUCUCUCCCAGUGGGCUUUGCUGCCCUGGGUAGAGCGGAAGAAGUUUCCAGAACAGGAGCAAAGGGGAUUUAGCGUAUGAAAAUCUUCCCAUUGGGUCAGUAUUGAAGCUGAAUCCUAAUUCGGGAUUGGGCAGUUGAGCUGUAGAGGGGCUGCCUUGCUAAGAAGACAGAAAGCAAGCAUUUGGGGUCCAAUUUGGUCUAUAAAAAUCUUUAAUAAUAACCACUGUUGACCAAGUUGAAAAUUACCAUCUGGAAAAUGACUGCUUUGCUGGCUGUCCACUUGGCUUCCUCCCUGCUUCCUGCAGCGGGAGCUGUGAAGGGCAUCAGGGAGGGUGACCGUCCACUUCCACCCUGAGAGAGCCCCUCUGCCCUGCUGCAUGAGAGCUGUGCUGAAGGGUCGAUGGGGAGAAGGGGGCUCACACUGUCAGAGUGCCCCCUGGAGGAUCCACUGCACACCACUCUUUCUGUAUAUUUUUACUUAUUCCUUGUUUGGUCUACUCUGAGGCUCUUAGAAAGGAUUUUCC